GCUGGUCGUGCAUCCGCUGGCACUGCACACUUCGCGGAUGCUCGGUUUCCGCCAACCAGGGUCGCCGCGUUGUCCUACAGCCUGGGAGAGACUCGAAGGUGCGGCGACCAGAGAGGCAUGUGACCCACACCUCUGCUCCGCCGCACGCAGCUCGGCUCGGAGGGCGCGCAGGCAGGGAGAGAUGGUGGUCUGAAAGGCCGCGCUCCGGUCCCCAAACUGCAGAAGCAAAAGGGCGUCGCGCCCUGCGGUAGCCAAUGAGUCAGGCUGGAACCCCUCCGCGCCGGGCGUGUGGAUACCUUGACACAAAGGACAUCUAACUGCCGGGGACAGCGGACACUUUGGCGGCGCCUUCCCCUUUAUUUCUCGAGAGGACCCGAGUUCCAGUACCAGCACCCACAAGGCAGCUGACAACCACCUGUAGUACUGAGCUAGCCAACACAUCACCUCGUACUGUCCCCAGUGGGUCUCAAGAAUCUAUACUUGCUGCUCUCUGCUUUUAAAGACACUAAGAGUGGAAAAGGUUCGGACUGAUUUUUUGACUGCAGACACCUGAAUAUGAUGCAUUUCAAAAGUGGCCUUGAGUUAACGGAGUUGCAGAACAUGACGGUGCCCGAAGACGACAACAUCAGCAACGAGUCUAAUGACUUCACUGAAGUAGAGAAUGGCCAGAUAAAUAGCAAGUUCAUCUCUGACCGUGAAAGCAGAAGAAGUCUCACCAACAGUCAUUUGGAGAAAAGGAAAUGUGAUGAAUAUAUUCCAGGAACGACCUCCCUGAGCAUGUCCGUCUUUAACCUGAGCAACGCCAUUAUGGGCAGUGGGAUUUUGGGACUCGCCUUUGCCCUGGCCAACACUGGAAUCCUCCUUUUCCUGGUACUUCUGACAUCGGUGACAUUGCUGUCUAUAUACUCAAUAAACCUACUAUUGAUCUGUUCCAAGGAAACAGGAUGCAUGGUUUAUGAAAAGCUGGGAGAACAAGUCUUUGGCACCACGGGGAAGCUGUUGAUUUUUGGAGCCACCUCUCUACAGAACACUGGCGCGAUGCUGAGCUACCUCUUCAUAGUAAAAAACGAACUUCCUUCUGCCAUAAAAUUCCUCAUGGGAAAGGAGGAGGCAUUUUCUGCCUGGUACGUCGAUGGCCGCGUCCUGGUCGUGUUGGUUACCUUCGGCAUAAUUCUCCCGCUGUGUCUCUUGAAGAACCUGGGGUACCUUGGCUACACUAGUGGAUUUUCCUUGAGCUGCAUGGUUUUUUUCCUAAUAGUGGUUAUCUACAAGAAAUUUCAAAUCUCAUGCAUGAGUAUAGAACAAAACUCAACAAUAAGUGCCAAUGUCACUGACAUGUGUACGCCAAAAUACAUUACCUUCAACUCAAAGACGGUGUAUGCUUUACCAACCAUUGCAUUUGCGUUUGUCUGCCACCCAUCUGUCCUGCCAAUCUACAGCGAGCUCAAAGACCGAUCACAGAAAAAAAUGCAGAUGGUUUCCAAUAUUUCCUUCUUCGCCAUGUUUGUCAUGUACUUCCUGACUGCCAUCUUUGGGUACUUGACAUUUUAUGAAAAGGUGCAGUCAGACCUCCUUCACAAGUACCAGAGCCAGAAUGACAUCCUCAUCCUGACUGUGCAGCUGGCUGUCAUCAUGGCUGUCAUCCUCACCGUGCCGGUGUUAUUCUUCACGGUGCGCUCGUCGCUAUUUGAGCUGGCCAAGAAGACCAAGUUCCACUUGUGCCGCCACGUCGUGGUGACCGUCAUACUCUUGGUGAUUAUCAACUUGUUGGUGAUCUUUAUUCCCUCCAUGAAGGACAUUUUUGGAGUCGCAGGAGUGACGUCUGCUAACAUGCUCAUUUUCAUUCUUCCUUCGUCUCUGUAUUUAAAAAUCACAAACCAGGAUGGAGACAAAGGCACUCAAAGAAUUUGGGCGGCCCUCUUCUUGGCGCUGGGGGUGCUCUUCUCCUUGAUCAGCAUCCCGCUGGUCAUCUACGACUGGGCUUGCUCAUCCAGCAACGAUGAAGGCCACUGAGACCAGCAAGGAAAGCCAGCACCUGCUCCUGCCCAUCCGGUCACCCCUCUUCAGCGGUCCUUCUUCACUUCUUUUGCAAGUUUACAGACAGACAGACAGAGAUGCACACGACAACACUCGGGUUGCGACACAGAGACCUGCUUCUAGAAUGGCUCGUGUCCUCCCGGGAUCUCCACUUAGGAAUUGUGGGUUUUAUCCAGAUUUCACGCAGUCAUCUUCCCUCUCCGCCAUUAUGUUCUGUUGCUUCUUGUCUGUCUCUUAGAACUGUGAAAACACAAUCAUCAGGUGUAUUCAUUUGUUAGAUACCCAGGUUCUAAAGUCAUUUUCCUACUGGCAUCCCCGCUUAUGCUAUCUGUAUCUUUUUAGAAGAGAAAAUAAUCUUGAAUUGUAUAUAUUUAUUUUGCUUUACAGAAAAAAAAAGGUUUCAGGAAAAAAAAAGGUUUCAUAAAUACUUUGCCUAUUUUGGUUAACACAGCACACAGGGGUAUUCCUUUGAGAGACAGGUUGGUACCACUGCUGCUUCUGAGCAUGCCCAGUAUUUGAGGCAGCUCUGAUCUCCCAGUGUGGGCUGUCCUAGACCUGCUGGUACUCCAUCCUGCUCCCACAUGGAGCUAUUCCCUGGGAGUGUCUUUGGCUGGGAAGGGAUGGACAUGGCACUUGUGGAAAUAUAUUCGAAUGCACAUUUGGGAGAGCUCACAAAUUCAGCUUUGUUUCCCCUCUUGGCAUCUGGUGUCACAGUUACUCUAGACUGAGUCACCUGCUUGGGGUCCCGUGGCUCCCACAGUGAUGAAUGAGACUGUCCAAGAUGCCUAAGAAAAUACUCCUGAUGCAGACAGCCUUCAGUCUACAUCCUUAUUGUUGACGGGGGAGACGGUUUGUUUGUCUGUAAGCCUGGCAGCAUUUAGUCUUGUCCACCAGCUUUUUGCAACAGAGAAUAAUAUGUACCUAAGGAUGACCUGCGAUAGGUCAUCCUCUUUUAUAUCAGGUACUUUACUUUAGGGGAGUCUUUAAAAGACUUGUUUUAUAUCUAUAAAUCUAGGUUGUUACAGAUAUAAGAUUUUUGUAUCUUAAAUAAGCCUCAUUUCUAUUCUCCAUUAACACUCCAUCCAAUCUUGAAAGAAAACCUUCUGAGAUAGUCUUUGUGGAGAACUUCUCAAGUCACUGUGUCCCCUCUUGCCCCAGCUGGGCACGACAAGAGGCCCUUCCCUGUCUGUGUUUCUUGCUUUUAUCCCUUUACUGCCUGUGCCAUGUGACCCACACAGGGGGAGAGCCACCUAUACUCUCUCCCUAGCCCCUCCCAAAGAGAGCAGAGAAAAAUGACGGGGUGACUGAAAACCACAAUAGCUCUGGACACGGCAGCUAGGAAACCCAGAGCAGCAUGUCCUGCUGGUGGGGUACUGUGGCUGCCCAUAGCUUGGCUACAGGAAGCGCACAUGCUGUGUGACCACUCUCUGCAAACAGGGCUUGUAUUGCAGCCAGAUGCACUCUGGUUGAAUUCUCAGAUACAAAAAGCUCACUGAGUGCAGAUUUCCUACCUGGAGACAGGUAGGAUCUAGCAGAGAGAGUUGGCAGAAGGCCCAGACACUCAGCUGUAGACACUGUUCCCACUGACUGAAGUCCCCAGAGCUCUUCAGGAAUCUCAUGAGAGUCACACAGAUAAGGUAGGCAUCAAAGUGCCUGCCACCAUCCUCUUGGGGAAGAAGGUAAAGCUACUUCCUGUAUUACAUUAUCACCUUGGUACAGUGCUUCAGGGUUCUGUCCACCCUGAGUUCGGGCAAAUGAACACCAGGGCCUAGGCAGGGAAAGGGGAAAACCCACAGCUGCCUCUGUCCUUUUCAGAAAUUCUUUCCAUGUCACAGAGAACAGCAGAAAACUUGUCAAGCUUUGUAGCUUGUUCGGCACUGUUUAAAGAAUACGUUGAUUCAGUUUGCAAGCUAUACUACUCUCUGUUUUCCCUCAUUAUCCUGUAACCAUUCAUUAAUUUUUACAUUCACGAAGUGAAUUCAAAAACUAUCACUAACUCUGGGAUGUGUUGUGAUUUUGGAUCUCUGGAUUUUAUGUAUUAGUAAAACUAAUGUAUUAUUUACAGUAUAUUUAUCUGCAGGAAGCACAUUGUUGUUGAUGUCUGUGAUAAGAGUUUAUUUUUAAAGCUCUUUUAUAUAUGUACCUGAGUUUGUUUGAAUGUAAGACCUUAGUGUCAUGUGUCAGGUACCUCAGAUUAAUUCCCUGGUUUCUGUGGUGUUCCUGUAUACUGCUCCUACUCUUGUUCAGAAUAAUGAACUGGUAGCCAAAACUUACCUGUAUCACAGAUGUUCAGUAGAAUUCAACAGCACAGUCAAAUGCAAUAGACAUUUUCCUGCUAAAUUAGUAGACUGGGUAGUAGUAGGCCUUAGUCAUGGGAAGCAGUGUUUUCCUGUGGCACAUAGGAUCUCCACACUGUUGGCCAGGGCCAGUUUCAUACUUGGGGUUUAGACCUGUUCUCUGGCUACUAGAACACAGAAUAGUGUAGAUUCCUAGCUUAGUGUUGCUGGUUAGAAGUAGGGUUAACCAAGUGUGUGCAGGAAGAAAACCCAUCUUUUAGGCAUGGCCAGGCAGUCCCCGAGUCACAGGGAGAACCUGCUCCAAAGCUUUGUAACCUGGGAUGAAUUUUAUGUAAUAUGUGAAGAUUGGGCCCCCAAAGCAGACUGCCAACCCCACAGUUGCUCUGAAACAGAAUAGUGUACCAGGACUGCAGAAGAACCAAGUCCCCAGAUAGAAUGGAAGCAUGGUGGUGGGGUGGCGGGUGUCAGAUCAGAGUCACUAAGAGUAAGCUACUGCCUGUUGUUGUGGAAUCCAGUCUGUUCAUCAUCACCUGGGCUCCUGCCGCUUCAGAGGAACUAAGUUCAGAAACCUGCUGGUAGGUGAUGGAGACGGAAGAGGAAUCCCUUAGCUACCACCUCUUGUUUUCUCUUAAAUCUGUCAAGUUUGACCUGGCACUUCCUGUUCUGUGGCCCUUCCCUGCUAGUGUUCACCUCCUCGCCACUGAUGUCAUAACUCCUCCCAGGUGCCAGCUUGGAGACCGGCACACAGCACUUUUAAUGUCUUCUGUUUCAACCAUGGUUUAACUGCUCCGUCAUCAGAUGAAAAGUACAAAAGAGGUCUCCAUCUUGUAUGUUUAUGGACCAUAUUGAGAAGCCUAAGAGCGCCAUUGGGUUGGGUUGCAGAGGACCAAGGUCUGCGGUAAGAUGCCUCAGUGUUUCAGAGGAUGCGUCCAACGGUUAUGCCAAGAAUUCUGCAGUUGAACUUAGGCCCCCAAGCUGGUGUCUCUCAAAUUGUGGCCCCCAGGCCAGCAGCAUGGACCUCAUUUGCAAACUCAGAAUACAAAUCCUCAUCGCCGCCAGACUGUGGACAAAGCAAACUGUUCUCUGCAAAUCUCAGGUCUAGACUUCUAGUGAUUCAGAGGCGUCGAGCUUGGGAACCAGUCAGGUAGACCUCAGAAGGAAGUUCCUGGGGUGAGGGAUUGGAGCCAGGACUCAAAGGGUAGAAAAGGACCCCAGCCAGCGUCUGUGCAGAUGCAGGAGACAUCUAGUGCUGGGCUCCUACCUGUGUUCCCACCUGCUGGAAACGCAAUGCAUGGGCAUGAGUGAAACUCGGGGGUGCCUGCGCUUUAUGGAAAAUGGCCUAGGGCACUAACAUAUUUCCUUACAGCUGUGGAGACAUCAAGUUGAGGCUUUACAAAAAUGUAGGUAAAUUAAAAUGUCUUUGUAAAUGCAACUCUAAGAGCACUGUUGAGUUUUCAGGGCUCAGUUCUCCAAGAGGACUGUGUUUAUGGUUAGGCAGAGCUAGGUGGGAGGGCCCUGGUGAAGUUCAGUCUUGGCAUUGUAAAAUGUAAAACACCAACGCAGAGAGUGUUCUAGAGAAAGUCCGCAGACUGGAGAGGUGGCUCAACAGUUAAGAGCACCGACUGGCUGCUCUUCCAGAGGUCCUGAGUUCAAUUCCCAGCAACCACAUGGGGGCUCACAACCAUUUGUAAUGAGAAAGUCCGCACUGCUGAGGGGAGCUGCAAGGGGCCGUGAAGGGAGAGCAGAGCCCAGCCUGUCUCAGUGAGGCACAGUGUGAGGCCAGGGAGGGUGGUGUAUGCCUUAGAGCAGCCCCCAUUCAUCCCUUUAGAAAGGAGGUAGGCUUUAGGAACUGCAUUGCCUAUUCAGGGGAACCUCUGGGCACUGGGGAAAAGAAGUCACGCUGUCACCUAGUGGUAUUAAACCAGCGGUUUCCUCUCAGGAUGGCAGAGCUGAGACUCCUUCUGCAGUGGAGCAUACUCCUAAAAUACAGUGAGUUGUUGUAGUAAUAAAAGACUUGGGGGUUGUGGGUGAUAACUGAAGAUGAUGCUGAAUCUGAAGGAUGUGGGUUCUUGGAUAAGGCAAAAUCCGCAUGGAUGCAGAUGUCUUUCUUAGGGUUUCCCUGAGGAAGAGCCAAAAAGCACUGGGCCUAUCUGUACACAGGCUUGAAGAAUCUAUGCAUAUGAGACUCCCUUUAGGAAUCUUCAUUUGUAUGUAAAUAUGUUGUAAAUACAUAGGAGGCUGUAUAUUUUUGCAGUUGUUGAUCCACACAGAAAUAGAGGCCACUAGUAUCUGCGUAUAAGACAUACAUUCUCAUAGGUGUUAGUGGUUUUGUUUGGGAAUUUUAGAAGGAUUUUAACCUUCUCUCCCAUAGUUCUGUCAAUAUAAACCUGGAGCCUAAAAUCUUAAUUGAUUGGAAAAAGGAAAUGCUGAGAAAUAACUGCUUUGAUUUCUUAUUAUGGUCUGUUAUAAGGACGGUUUAGAAGAAAAUCAUUGUCAUAGAAACAGACAUGCCCCAAACGAGAAGUUGUUCCUUCACAGUUCAUAUUGAUGCUACCACAUAGAAGUUAAGAAAUCAGAAGUUAGGGAGGGUUUUUUGAUUUUUUUUUUUCCAAAAUGGAACUAUCUUUUCCCAGACUUUGGGAUCCUUCAGGGGAGGGCUGAAUUUUAUGAGCACAGGUUUGAAGGAAAACAUCUUGUUAUUUAAGCUUUGGAAGGUCUUGCAUGUUUGCCUCUUAGUGUUGAUGCCAACAUAGACUGUCUUGUCUGACCCCUACCACCACCACCCAACACUUGAAACUUAACCAUUGGUACAUAAUGCUGUCUCUAGAGUCCAGUGUGUCUUAGACUCCCUCUGACAUGUAGCGCACCACUGUUUUUAUUAAUGUAAAAACCUUGUAAAUGGUUUCUGGUGGGCAUCCAAAGUGAGUCACAAGUCACAAAACUUUGCUGUUCACUGUCCAUCACAUAAAGUUGGGUUGUUGUUUCGGUUUUGUUUUGUUGUUUUUUUUCUUCUUCUUUGGGUGUGGUAUAAAUAAGAAAGUGUAAGAAAUUAUGUUCUAUAAAGGCAGUGUUAACAUAGUUUUAAAACAUUAAAAAUGUAAAUUAAAAGUG
Messenger RNA from Mesocricetus auratus (golden hamster), 7445 nucleotides. RefSeq names its product solute carrier family 38 member 1 (gene Slc38a1). Bases 556 to 2013 code for a protein of 485 amino acids. Gene Ontology annotation, molecular function: L-glutamine transmembrane transporter activity. The record is from RefSeq and is a predicted model, not a curated record. Lineage: Eukaryota; Metazoa; Chordata; Mammalia; Rodentia; Cricetidae. Gene Ontology annotation, biological process: amino acid transmembrane transport; L-glutamine transport. The transcript has 18 exons.